UCUCGCUCUCCGCUGCGCCAGUCAGUCAGUCCGCCUCACUGACUCGCAGAACCAGUUGGUUUGGCCCAGCUUUCUUCUUCUUCUUCCCUGACUGCUCACUCUGAGGGUGCCUGCUGCUGCUGCUGCUGCUGCUGCUGUUGUUGCCUGGUGUCAACCUACGCCGACGAGAGAAGAAGACAUAUCCCUCCCUCUCCUCUGUUGGAGGGCCGCUUCUAAUUUGCCUUCACUUUCCUCCUCGCCGGCACCAUUGGCUUCCGUGCUGUGCCAGUCAACUCGCCUCCUUUUUCCCAGCCCCGAGUUGAGCAGCAGCAACAGCUCGGAAACAUCUGGCCGCCGCAGAGUGCUACACUCCCCGCACGUCCCCUCCGCCUCAGCAGCCUGUUAUGGAAAUUAGUCCAAAGUCAAUCUAGUUUUGUGUCGGACGGAGGAAGAAGAAGGAAGGGAGGUUUGACGGAGGCAGCGGGGAAGACGGUGGACCGUGUUGUCUAGAGAGCGAGCGAGGAAGAGAAAGAGCAAGAAAGAAAGAGAGAGAGAUACAGCCAUUCCCAGCCAGAGAGCCCAGCUAUUCUGCUACAGUGGAGUUAAUCAAGUUGAUGCAUACUGCUGCAGCAGGUUAUGAGGACGGCAGGAUGGAGUUCCCAGACCACAGCAGACAUUUACUUCAGUGUCUGAGUGAGCAGCGGCACCAGGGCUUCUUGUGUGACUCUACGGUGCUUGUGGGCGAUGCCCAGUUCCGGGCCCACCGUGCUGUGUUGGCCUCCUGCAGCAUGUACUUUCACCUCUUCUACAAGGACCAGCUGGACAAGAGAGACGUGGUGCACCUCAACAGUGACAUUGUCACCGCCCCAGCCUUUUCCCUGCUCCUGGAGUUCAUGUACGAGGGCAAGCUGCAGUUCCAGGACCUCCCCGUAGAGGAUGUGUUGGCCGCAGCCAGCUACCUGCACAUGUAUGACAUUGUCAAGGUGUGUAAGAAACGUUUGAAGCAAAAGGCCACGCACGAGGCAGACAGCACGCGCAGAGAGGAGGACGGAGGGUCCAGCUGCUCCGAUAAGGCCGACAGUCUAUCGGACGGUUCUCCGGGCCGGCCGGCCACAGCCGACUUGCUGCACAGCGACGAAGAUGAGGAGGCAAAGGCUGAGGGAGGACAGCUCUGGCUGAGGCUGCCAUCUGCGGACAGACCAGGGACACCAGCCAUGGCUACCUCCAGCCCAGGGCACGGCGAUGCGGAGAUACAGGGUGGGGAAAGGCUGAGUGAGGGAGGGAAGCUGCUCUCCCCGGCUGGCAGCCCCACCAGCUCCACCGGAUCCCACUCGCAGAGGUCUCAUCGUUCCGUAAGCUCACGUGGAGGACACCGGGGCAGGAGAGUGUCAAAUGAUGCAGCUGACUGCGUCCUGGAUCUGUCAGUCAAGCCAACUGCAGGUAGCAACCACAGUAACCACCAUCAGUCCUAUUUCAGCGGGGCAGCUACACCAGACAGCCUACAAAGCCCAUUGGCUGUGAGGGUAAAGGUGGAGAGGGGUGUGGCUUCGGAUGAAGAAGAGGAACUUGGAGGUGGGGACUAUGAGAUGGAGCACAGCGGCAUCACCAAGGCAACGAUCCCCAGCUCCAAUGGGGGCCUGACCCACCACGGGGUCGGAGGGCCUCUGUCAGCCCAGAGAAGGCUCGGCCUCGAGGCGCACCUAUCCGCUCUGCGAGAGGCUUCUCUAGCCUCCGAGCUGGAGCGGGAUGAGAAGCCUUCAGCCAACGCAGACGAUGAGGACAUACUGGGGGGCGACAAUGAGCGCUCACAGGCUGAGACGGCCAGCAUAGAUAGCGCCCUGCUGCCCUACGUCUCCAACAUGCUGUCAGCUCAGCACACCCAGAUCUUCAUGUGCCCGCUGUGUAACAAGGUUUUCCCCUCUCCACACAUCCUCCAGCUCCACCUCAGCUCCCACUUCAGGGAGCAGGAGGGCAUCCGCUCCAAGCCCGCUGGAGACGUCAAUGUGCCCACCUGCACCAUCUGCAGCAAGACCUUCUCCUGCAUGUACACGCUGAAGCGCCAUGAGCGGACACACUCCGGUGAGAAACCCUACACCUGCACCACCUGUGGCAAGAGCUUCCAAUACUCACACAACCUCAGUCGGCACGCAGUGGUACACACGCGUGAGAAGCCGCACGCUUGCAAGUGGUGCGAACGGCGUUUCACGCAGUCCGGGGACCUCUAUCGACACAUCCGCAAAUUCCACUGCGAACUGGUCAACUCGCUGUCAGUGAAGAGCGAACCGCUGGCACUGCCCAAUGUCAGGGAUUGGGCUAUCGAGGACAGCUCCCAGGAACUGUGGAAGUAGAAUCAGACUGUGGGAUUUGAUAAAGGGAAAGAAAGCGGAGAGAAAGAAGGGCAGAGAGGCAUGGGGAGGUGAAAGGGAGGUGGCAAAGUUUGAUAUUCUGGGUUCAAGUGAGUCAUGUUCUUGUGUGUCGCAAAAUCUCAUUCAAUUGCACUUUAAUAGCACAUGAAAAUGUUACUACUGAGUUUUUUUGUUGUUGCUGUUUGAGGUAAUUUUAUUUCUAUUUUAUUCUGAACUCUUAUUUUUAUUUGGCAUAAGUUCUGUUUGGUGGUUUUGAUUGCGUCUGAGGACAUGGGAGAAUGUCUCGCCUUUUUGAGGAGUUUUCACUCUGUUUAUGUUUCAUCUCAGACACAACACUCCGAUGCUGGCCAGCGUAACGGUCCCAGUUCUGCAGAAAAAAAAGCAAACACCACUGCAGGAGUUCAGGUCGAACACACUGAAGUGAAAAGGCAUAACAAUACACUAAACGGGUACUGUGAUCACCGCAAGUCAAAACCACCACACGCACAGUUUGAAGACGUGUGUGUAUGUGUGUGUGUGUCCGUGUGUGUGUCUGUGUGUGUGUCUGUGUGAGUGGUGAUGCUGCACUACUCUGGCAAAAAUUUCACCUGGUGUGCGUGAGUGUGUGUGAGUGUGUUUUUUUGUGUAUUAAUUUUAUUUUCUUCUGGCAUGGAGGUGUCGUUGGCGAAGCGCUCCCCGCUUCUCAUUAAGCUCUUUGCUGUUGUGUGUUCAGGGUAAAGCUGACUGACUGACAGACAAACUGAUGGCACUCAUGCAAUGCACAGCCUCCUUUUUUCACUUCCAAUCAAUCUGAAGUAUUUUCUAAAAAUGAAAAGACCUUUACAAAUUAUUAUAAUAAUUAUUAUUAUUAUUGUUAUUAAUAGAUUUUUUUCUUAAAUGUAGCUGGCAGUCUUUAAAACAUCUCUUGUUGAAAAGGUAUUUAAUUUAAAGUUGUUGUACAUUGUUCUGCUAUAGUUUUAGAACUUUAAUCCGUUACAUUUUUUUAAAUUAAUGAUUAUUAUUAUUAUUAUUUUGUUACUUUUUUUGUAAUGGGACCUGCUGUUGUUGCAUGAAGUCCAAACCUGUAUAUUUUAAAAUAGAAAUGUGAAUUUGCUGUAUUACUGUACACAUUGUAAUUGAUCAAAUAUUUGACAAUGGGCUUUUUGUUUUUUCCUUUUUUUUUUAUGUGAAUACUACUCCAGGGUGCGGUCUGUUGAAAAACUGAAUAUUAUUCUCACGACUAUGGAAAAAAUGCAUGAAAAUUUGAUUUUGUCUUAAACCUUUAAGUUGUGGUUUUUGCAUCAGGGGGAAAUGUUUGAACAGUUCUGACAGUGAAAAGAAGAUUUUUUUUUUCUAUUGGUCAUAGGUCUGUCGCUGGGCUCCUAGAAGAAUGUUACCGAA
Notolabrus celidotus (New Zealand spotty) is the source of this 3725-nucleotide messenger RNA. It is a transcript of the gene zbtb18, whose product is annotated as zinc finger and BTB domain containing 18. Bases 594 to 2327 code for a protein of 577 amino acids. Lineage: Eukaryota; Metazoa; Chordata; Actinopteri; Labriformes; Labridae. Gene Ontology annotation, biological process: regulation of transcription by RNA polymerase II. The transcript has 3 exons. Gene Ontology annotation, cellular component: nucleus. The record is from RefSeq and is a predicted model, not a curated record. Gene Ontology annotation, molecular function: protein binding; DNA-binding transcription factor activity, RNA polymerase II-specific; RNA polymerase II cis-regulatory region sequence-specific DNA binding.